AUGGUAAUACCAAGAGGAUUUUUAAAACUCUCUUUGUUAUCGCGGGUUGUAAGGGCACAUCAUGUGGUACUUAGGACGUUUGGAGAGGAUAGAACUUUGAAAGUAGGUUCCACUUUGCUUAUAAGUGAAACAAAAGCUCCUUUUGGUCGUGUGGUUGGUUACUACUUUAGAUUUGGAAAUGUAAAGAGACCUUCCUACGUUGUGAGAAUGGAAUCAGAUAUCAAAACGCCUCGCGGUACACUUAUUUAUCUAGUCGCCCUGAAAAUUGCAGAAUAUAUUGAUGAAGAGGAUCUGUUCAAGAGAUUUCAUGAUCCACUAAGGGCGGAGUUUGACUUCUUUGAAGAAGAAGAAGAAGAAGAAGAAGUUAAUGACUGCCAGAGUACAACAACAAAGAGGAAAAGGAUGAGUAGUGAAGAAGUAAUCAGUAACUCAAACAAGAAGAUAUUGAGGACUUGCAAUCACUAUGAGGGACAAUGCGAGGACAAUUUUAACCAACUUCUUUGUAUGCAGCCGCAUCAUGUGGACAUUGUUCCCAAUCUACUUCAAAUUCUAAGUCAAGCUUUAAUGUUGUACAACCAGCACCAGCAGCAGCAACUCACGAGACCUGAGAUCAAUCAGCCUAACCAAAUGGGAUUUGUUUCCAAUCUACUCCCAAGUCAAGCUCCAGUGAUGAUGCCAACGAUGUACAACCAGCAGCAUGGUUUCAGGAGCAAUCAGAUUACAGAACUAGGCCAGUACAAUCUCAGACAGCCUUUUGAUAUGUUCCAACAACCUUUUCUCAAUGCAACAGCUCCACUGGUGUACAAUCCGCCGCAGCAAUUUAUGAGACCUGAGAUCAAUCAGCCGAACCAAAUGGGAAUUGUUCCCAAUCCACUUCCAGUUCAACCUCCAAUGAUGCACAACCAGCCGUAUGGCAGUCAGAUUACAGAACCAAACCUUGGAGCACAAGUCUCAACAAUGUUUUUAGGUCAGAACAAUCCUAACCAGCCUUUUGGUAUGCGCCAACAACUUUUUCAAAGUGCAGCAGCGCCAGUGAUGUACACACAGCAGCAGCAAUCCAUGAGACCUGUGACUAAUCAGCAAAACCAAAUGAGUUCUAUGAGGAUGUUCAAUGCUGGACAGUCUUCUUACCGUGGCAGAGGAGCUCACCGCAGUAGAGCCAGAGGUCUUGGGAGGGGAGGUCGAGAAGCCUAA
Raphanus sativus (radish) is the source of this 1194-nucleotide messenger RNA. RefSeq lists its product as uncharacterized. Bases 1 to 1194 code for a protein of 397 amino acids. The record is from RefSeq and is a predicted model, not a curated record. NCBI's taxonomy places the organism in Eukaryota, Viridiplantae, Streptophyta, Magnoliopsida, Brassicales, Brassicaceae. The transcript has a single exon.